CGACCCCACUCAUUUAUACCGAUUAUUUAUUCUUCCACGAUCACUGUGAUCAUUUAUGACAUCGUAUUUAUCCCGAAGCCUCGUGGCGCAGUGGCCGGAGCCCGGGCUUGGGAGUCGCAGAAUUCACAGUUCAAAGGACCUUUUCUGGAAUUUCACCGAGUGCCCGCGAUUCUAUCAUCCUGACUUCUGAGCAUCCUGAAAUAAGCUUUAUCGAAAUUGCGGUGCAUGAAAAACGAGAACAAAACUUUAACGCUCACGUACUGUGGUCGAGGCUGUUUUCUCCAUACAUCUGGCCCCGACGUCGCUAUAUUAGUAACGCAGCUUUCAAAGCCUUCAGUUCACUGAGCUAGAGGAAGAACUUGAAGGUAGCGACAGAGAGACCAUGGGAAAAUCAGCUUCCAAGCAAUUUGCUGACGAGGUGUUGCGCGCUCACAACGACUACAGACAGAAACACGGCGUCCCUUCCUUAAAGCUCUGCAAGAAACUCAACCGGGAAGCUCAACAGUAUGCGGAAGCCUUGGCUAGCACAAAAGUCCUCAAACACAGCCCCGAAUCCAGCCGGGGACAGUACGGCGAAAACCUAGCAUGGGCUUCUUAUGACCAACCAGGAAAGGAAGUAGCUGACAGGUGGUACAAUGAAAUAAAAGAUUACAACUUUCAACACCCAGGAUUUACCUCCGGAACGGGACACUUCACGGCCAUGGUGUGGAAGAGCACGACGAAGAUGGGCGUCGGGAAGGCCUCCACCUCGGACGGCUCGUCGUUCGUCGUGGCCCGGUAUCUGCCCGCCGGAAAUGUCGUCAACCAGGGCUUCUUCGAAGACAACGUUCUGCCGCCGAAGAAGUAAUUUCCCAAACCCGAGGGAGUGUGUUGGACUGGAGAGAUUAAGAAGUAAAAUGCAUACAAAAUCGAA
Molecule: messenger RNA, 913 nt
Organism: Ornithorhynchus anatinus (platypus)
Lineage: Eukaryota; Metazoa; Chordata; Mammalia; Monotremata; Ornithorhynchidae
Gene: GLIPR2
Product: GLI pathogenesis related 2
Exons: 8
Coding region: 383-847 (154 amino acids)
Cellular component (GO): extracellular region
Source: RefSeq, a predicted model, not a curated record